AUUACAUGUGCCCCACGUGAAUAUAAAUUUUUUUGGGUGGUUGUUCAUUGUUCGGAUCCACGAUUUUUUGGGGGUUCCAUUUUCACAAUGGGACAACCUUGUUUGAUGGCUCAGAUGUCAUAUAAACACCAUAGUGGGCCCGACAUGUCAUACAACUAGUUGUGUGUUAGCAUUUCACGUCACUCAGUAUUGCCUGCGUAUCAACCACAACACUCCACCAGAGUAUUAAAGGUUCUCCCUCGUUUGUUUGUUUAUUUUUUAUUUUUCACUACCGCUUCUAAACGAUUGAGGGCAUUCUCUCCCAUUCUAUUUCUCCCUCUUCCGACUCCAUGGCCAUGAACUGAGGGUUGCAGCAGGGCCUUUGAUCUCCACAACACUAUUGAAUCAGCUUUUGGUGAGCAUUCAAUUUCGACAGCUUCUUCUUUUACAAAUCAAUCUGAUUGAGCAGAUUUUUGCAGCACUGGAUCCUCAAACCCCAUCCUCAAAUGGACCGAACUAGUUCAUUCCACACUGUCUAAUUAGAGAAAAUCGAGCUGGGAUUUCAUGCGUCUCUCUUUCUCUAGAAAAGUGUGGGAAAGGUUGGAUUCUUUUGGCAGUGGCAUUGUGGUAUCGUUGGAGACUAGGGUACCUCCUACAUCGGUGAAAGUAAGAGGAAAUAAAUGGAGAAUCCUUCGUCUGCAUUGAGUAGGAAUCAGUUUCAGAGAAAGAAAGCCAUGAAGAAAACCAAUGACAGAAUCAGCCAACUACCCGAUGCUGUCCUUCAUUACAUACUUUCCUUGAUGCCGAUGAAAUUCAUAGUAAGAACAAGCAUUCUCUCAAGGAGAUGGAGAAACUUGUGGAAAGACAUUUGGGCUUAUUCUACUGCUCUGGACUUUGGUGCCGAAUUCGCGACUGGCCAAACCCCGGAAGAAUUCGUGUCUACCGUUAACUGGUAUCUACAACUCCACCAAGCCAAGGAGAUUGAGAUGUUUCGGCUCUCGCUUAUUCCAUGCAAUCUGUCAUAUGCCGAGAAAUGGGUCAAAUUUGCAGGAGCAAAAGGAACUAAGGAGGUUGAUAUCCACUUCUGUCAAAAUACAUAUGAUGAUGAAAUUGAUUUUGUGCCGCGUAAAUUGCCUCGUAAAUUACUUAACUCCAUCUUUAGUAAAUUUAUUAACUCCAUCUUUAGUUGUGACUCUAUAACCCAAUUAAAUUUGAGUUGUUGCUAUUUACACCGACGGUUGAAUUUCAAAGGUUACCCCUACCUCAAAAUGCUCCACCUAAGCAUGGUUAGAAUUACAAAUGGCCUGUUUGAAAGCAUGCUUUCAAAUUGCCCGCUUCUGGAGGAAUUGAUUUUAAGGGAAUGCUAUUGUCUGACUCGUGUCAAGGUUUCUGCUCCGAAUCUGGCACUCAAGAGCUUGAAAGUUGUCGACUGUUGGGAUGCCAGUGAGAUUGAGAUUUUUGCUCCAAACCUCCUGUCUUUCCAUUACUAUGGUAGUCUUAUUAGUAUGUAUUUCAAGAACAUUUCGAGUUUGGUGGAUGUACUUCUUAAUGGUAUGUUUUGGGAGGGCUACGUAUCUGAGUAUGAUUGGAUUACUAUUCUGCACCAUCUUGGACAUGUUAAGAUUCUGACAUUGUGUUAUGUCUCACUUGAGGUAUUUUGUAUUGCGGAGGAAUCAGCAUCUGCAAAUUUACCUGUUACAUUCCACAAUUUACAAGAAUUGCAGCUAUUGUUGGAGUGGGUUUGAUUUUGCAAUCUGGCCGGCUGCAAUAGCUUCUUCAAAAGCUGUCUGUGUCCUUGUCUAGAGAAGCUUUUCAUUGAAGUGUAAAUCAUUUACAGCCCAUACUGUUUGGCUUUGGCCUUUGAGUUAUAGGUAAAUAGUUGACUAUGUUUGGAUUGCCUGUAAAUUGUUUAGAGGGGUUUCAUUUGCAGAUACAGGUUCAAAAUUAUAACUGUUAGGCUGUGAUUGAUUUGCAUGUAAAUGAAAUCACAGCUUUUCAGAGGGAUUUCAUUUGCAGCUCAAAGCUGUAAAUGGUUUACAGGCAGUGUUGUUAAAUGCGAUCGCAUAUGCGCAUAUACAUCAGAAGAUCACAUAUGCCAUGAUGGCAUAUGCGAUCACAUACAGGAUAUGCGUACGCAUAUACUUUAUUAUUUUAUUAUUAUCAUGUUUUACAAAAAAUUAAAAAUUAAAAAAUCCACUUUUUGCCUAUAAAAAGGCACUCAAAUCCCCCCAUUUGCAACAUUGAAUCAUUCCAAACUCUCUCUUAGUCUCUUUUACUCCUUAAUAGUUAUAAUCCCUCUCUUACAUUCCUACUUUCAAGUUCCAAUUUCCAAGUCUAAAUCCCAGUUUCUACAAAUCCUCUAGAAAGAUCAAUCAAGAAGAGAAGGCCUCAAAGAUCAAUCAUGGAUUCAACAUUCAAGAAUCAAGAAUACAUUCUACAUCUCUUUAACUUAGGGAAGUUUCCCCUAAUUUCUUCUUUUUCUUCUUUUUUACAUUU
Molecule: messenger RNA, 2475 nt
Organism: Magnolia sinica
Lineage: Eukaryota; Viridiplantae; Streptophyta; Magnoliopsida; Magnoliales; Magnoliaceae
Product: putative F-box/FBD/LRR-repeat protein At1g78760
Exons: 3
Coding region: 660-1724 (354 amino acids)
Molecular function (GO): protein binding
Source: RefSeq, a predicted model, not a curated record